Molecule: messenger RNA, 237 nt
Organism: Prunus armeniaca (apricot)
Lineage: Eukaryota; Viridiplantae; Streptophyta; Magnoliopsida; Rosales; Rosaceae
Source: the annotation of a GenBank genome assembly
AUGGCGGUUGUGUAUGACGAAACGUGCGACAAGCAGUUCAUCACACACGCAGUGUCAGGAUGGAUUGUCCAGGUUUCUGAAACAGAGCCAGAGGGCCAGAGGGCCAGAGGCAGAGAGAUAGAAAAGGAUUUGGGUUUGACUGGGCCGGCUAACUAUCAGUUGUGGGCCACGGCCCAUAUGACAAACACGACAUCGUUUAACGUUUUUCUUUCUUUAUCUUUUUUUUAUACAAUAUAA